AGAGAAGAGGCUAUGUGGGACAAGCUGUUUCUUUAGAAGGAUGUCACACCUGAGCCUGUCCUGGAUGGGCCUUGGGCCGGUGGCAGUGUCCCUAUGGCAGCUCCUGCUGCUGGUCGGGUUCUCCUGGCUCUUGGCGCGCAUCCUGGCCUGGACCUAUGCCUUCUAUGACAACUGCCGUCGCCUGCAGUGUUUCCCGCAGCCCCCCAAACGGAACUGGUUCUUGGGUCACCUGGGCCUGAUUCAGAGCUCGGAGGAAGGUCUCCUAUACACACAGGGCCUGGCGAGCACCUUUAAGGACGUGUGCUGCUGGUGGGUGGGGCCCUGGCAUGCAAUCAUCCGAGUCUUCCACCCCACCUACAUCAAGCCCGUGCUCUUUGCUCCAGCUGCCAUUGCACCCAAGGAUGUGGUCUUCUACAGCUUCCUGAAGCCCUGGCUGGGGGACGGGCUCCUGCUGAGUGCUGGUGACAAGUGGAGCCGCCACCGUCGGAUGCUGACACCUGCCUUCCAUUUCAACAUCUUGAAGCCCUAUGUGCAGAUUUUCAAUGAGAGUGUGAACAUCAUGCAUGCCAAGUGGCAGCGCCUGGCCUCAAAGGGCAGUGCCCGUCUGGACAUGUUUGAACACAUCAGCCUCAUGACCUUGGACAGUCUGCAGAAAUGCGUCUUCAGCUUUGACAGCAAUUGUCAGGAAAAGCCCAGUGAAUAUAUUGCUGCCAUCUUGGAGCUCAGUGCUCUUGUGGCAAAAAGACACCAGCAGAUCCUCCUACACUUGGACUUCCUGUAUUACCUCACCCAUGAUGGGCAGUGCUUCCGCAGGGCCUGUGACCUGGUACAUGACUUCACAGAUGCCGUCAUCCAGGAGCGGCGCCACAUCCUCACUAGCCAGGGUGUUGAUGAUUUCCUAAAGGUUAAGACCAAGUCCAAGACUUUGGAUUUCAUUGAUGUACUUCUGUUGAGCAAGGAUGAAGAUGGGAAAGAAUUGUCAGAUGAGGACAUAAGAGCAGAAGCUGACACCUUCAUGUUUGAAGGCCAUGAUACCACGGCGAGUGGCCUCUCCUGGGUCCUGUACCACCUUGCGAAGCACCCAGAAUACCAGGAGCAAUGUCGGCAUGAGGUGCAAAACCUCCUGAGCAACCGCGAGACCAAAGAGAUGGAAUGGGAGGACCUGGCCCAGCUGCCCUUCCUGACCAUGUGCAUCAAGGAGAGUCUGCGGUUGCAUCCCCCAGUCCCGGUCAUCUCCCGCUGCUGUACCCAGGACAUUGAGCUCCCUGAUGGCCGCGUCAUCCCUAAAGGUAUUAUCUGCCUUAUCAGCAUUUUCGGGACCCAUCACAACCCAGCAGUGUGGCCGGACCCUGAGGUCUAUGACCCCUUCCGCUUUGACCCAGAAAACAUCAAGGAGAGGUCGCCUCUGGCUUUUAUUCCCUUCUCGGCAGGGCCCAGGAAUUGCAUCGGGCAGACGUUCGCCAUGACUGAGAUGAAGGUGGUCCUGGCGCUCACGCUGCUGCGUUUCCGCAUCCUGCCAGAUGACAAGGAGCCCCGCAGGAAACCCGAGCUGGUCCUGCGUGCAGAGGGCGGGCUUUGGCUGCGAGUGGAGCCGGUGAGGGCAGGCCCCCAGUGA
This is a messenger RNA of Carlito syrichta (Philippine tarsier), 1615 nucleotides long. RefSeq names its product docosahexaenoic acid omega-hydroxylase CYP4F3 (gene CYP4F87). The transcript has 13 exons. NCBI's taxonomy places the organism in Eukaryota, Metazoa, Chordata, Mammalia, Primates, Tarsiidae. Gene Ontology annotation, molecular function: iron ion binding; heme binding; oxidoreductase activity, acting on paired donors, with incorporation or reduction of molecular oxygen. The record is from RefSeq and is a predicted model, not a curated record. Bases 41 to 1615 code for a protein of 524 amino acids.